GUCUCUCGCUUCCGCCUUUUUCCUUCUGCUCCUCGCCCGUCCAUUCUUCUUCUCCUCCCCUCCCACUCCACUCCCUCCUCCGACUUCCAUCUUUCCAGCUUCCCUCCAGCCAGCAUUUCCCCUCUCUUCGCCCAGACCAGCCUUCGCUACCGUCUUUAAUUCUCUCUCCCCCCAAGAUAUCGUAUUCGUGUGAAUCGCCUGCCCUGCAGAAUUGCCUGUCUGCAAGCUUUAUACUCCGCGACUCCACUCCACUCGACUCCAGCCUAUCCCCAUUUCAGUCGCCCUUUUCCGGUCGCUUCGGAUCGCUCGAAUUCCCCCCUCGUGAGAAACGAUUCUCACGAUCUUAUAAAUAAUCCCAUCCUUAUACCCCCCUCCUUCGCAACCUCCCACCAAAAUGCGUGCUACCUUUGCUCUGCGGAACGCUGCCCGCACCCCCCUCAUCCGGUUCCUCGGAAGACGCUCCGUGCCCCAGUCGGUUGACCACAGCCCUCGUCCUCACCCCGCCUCGCCUUCGGGAAUUCUCCCCGACUCUUUCGCCGCCUACCGCUCCAAGGCCCAGCAGCACGGUCCCCUGGGCCGGGCCUCUUUCUCUCAGGGCAUCGGUCGCAACGCCGGUGCCUCCUUGGGCCCCGUUCAGCCCAAGCAGGGUGAAUUCUUCGACCGUGCCGAGCUCCCCACCCGAUUCCACCGCCUUCCCUGGACCGAGGCCGAGAUCGAGGCCAUUGAGACCGGUGGUGCCAGCCUCUUCGCCUAGAUCCAUUGCAAUCUUCAUCCAAUGAGGGAUGACGCAACGAUAGCGGUCACGAAUCUGGCAAUUUACGAUUAUAUCCAUGUGGAGGUGGAGGACGGGCCCCUGGCCCGGGGUCGUGGCAGCCGUUACUCCCCGGCUUCCGCCAUGGGGGGUAGACCGGUGAGCUGUGGGCUGGGUCCACCUCGCAUCGUGCAAACGUGAAUGGCACAUAACCCAGGGGCCGGGAGCACCGUCGCAUACUGGUGAUGGGUCGUUUGUUGGCAAUGUCCAACCAGGAGCUCCUCCGCCCUUGACUUUUUCUUUCUCCCCCCCCCCCCCCCC
Aspergillus heteromorphus CBS 117.55 is the source of this 1072-nucleotide messenger RNA. Its product is annotated as alpha-ketoglutarate dehydrogenase subunit KGD4. The transcript is spliced from 2 exons. Bases 395 to 754 code for a protein of 119 amino acids. Lineage: Eukaryota; Fungi; Ascomycota; Eurotiomycetes; Eurotiales; Aspergillaceae. The record is from RefSeq and is a predicted model, not a curated record. Gene Ontology annotation, biological process: 2-oxoglutarate metabolic process.